UGCUGGAGCGCGCACGGAGCUGGAGGUUGAGCUGUGGGGUCCGGGUGGAUAUGGACGGAGCUCCCAGCUGAGGAUCGGAGCCCCAUGGCCCCUGUGCAGGGGGGAGCGGGAGGUGGUGGUGGCACCAGAAUGGUCCCGGAGCAGUUUCCCAGUAGGGAGCACACAGUAUGCCCCCGACCAAGGCUGCAGUCUGGGGAUGAGGCCGGCAGGGGAAGCCGCCCUACACCAGAGGGAGCUGGGGACACAGUGGUGCAGGAGAUGGCCCCCCCGGGAGCAGUGUGCCCUUAUUGCCAGGCCAAACUGGCUGAGCUCAAGCAGGCUCUCAGACUUGCCAUCCCAGGUCCCAGUAUGAACCCGCAAUUUUCAGCUUUAAUUUUUGACAAACUCCAAGUGCCUGAGUACUUGCAGAGAAGCAGGAGUGAGGGAAGGAACACGUGCGAUGUUUGUGCCACGCAUCUGAAUCAGCUUAAGCUCCAGGCCAUUCAGAUGAUACAAGGCCUCCAUCAAGCUGGCUGUGCAGAAAUCCAAAGCUCUGCGCCUAGCGCAAUCCCCAGACUGUCAUCCCAGAACAUGGUGACAGUAUCAUCACAGAAGGAGUUGCUGAUGAUUGCCGGCCAAGUGGAGAGGCAGACUCAAAAGUCAUCAACUCUUUACCCUGGGACUGAGAAAAAGAAAUGGCCCCAGGGAGCCAACUCCAGCAUGCAAGUGACUGUGGCCCCCAGCGGCCUUGGUGGGACUCUAAGCUCAGUAACCAUCCAGGCCCAGCAAUAUCUGGAGGGUAUGUGGAGCAUCUCCAAAGUCAACAGCUUCCUGCCAACAGCUUGCCUGCCCGAUGCUCCAGAGGGGGGGAGGGAGAACCGAAGUAACGAUACUUCCUACGGCCAGAGCUCCACUGAACAGACCGUAGCUGCAACCUCUCUAGUGUCGCCAGCCGGGGUGUCCUCUGGAACUUCAGCUGCAGCGUCCUUCUUCAUCAGAGCGGCGCAGAAGCUGAAUCUGUCGUCAAAACGCAAAAAAUAUCACCCACCUCUGUCUCACUCCCGAGAAUCUUCCACGUACUGCACCAACUUCAGUGGUAUCCUGCACCUAUGCCCUCCGCCUGUGCCACCUUCUUUAAUAAGAGCUGUGUCAAAAAUGAAGGAGAACCCAGGGAUGGGGAAGGUGAAGGUGAUGCUGCGAAUCUGCCCCUCGCCAGGAGCAUGUGACACCUCGGAAUCCAUGUCUUUCCUUAAGGUAGAUCCGCGGAAAAAGCAGGUGACGCUGUACGACCCGUCCACUUGUGGUUCGUCCGUCUCCAGCCAGAGGAGAGCUGUCCUCGCUGCACCAAAGAUGUUUGCAUUCGAUUCUGUGUUUCCCCAGGACGCCUCUCAGGCUGAGGUUUGCUCCGGGACGGUCGCUGAGGUCAUUCAGUCUGUGGUGAGCGGCGCAGACGGCUGCAUCUUUUGCUUCGGACAAGUCAAGCUUGGAAAAUCAUAUACAAUGAUUGGCAAAGAUGCCUCUACACAAAGCCUCGGUGUCGUUCCCUGCGCAAUCUCCUGGCUUUUCAAGCUAAUCAAUGAACGCAAAGAAAAGACUGGAACUCGCUUCUCCAUCCGUGUGUCGGCUGUAGAAAUCUUCGGCAAAGAUGAAAACUUGAAGGAUUUGCUGGCGGACGUAGCCAGCGGCAGUGCGCAGGACGGGCAGUCCCCGGGGGUGUAUCUGCGCGAGGAUCCUGUAUGUGGGACUCAGCUGCAAAACCAGAGCGAGCUGAGAGCCCCAACCGCAGAAAAAGCCGCUCAGUACCUUGACGCCGCGCUGGCUGGCAGAAGUACGAGUUCCCCUGACUGCGACGAGGAGGGCAGGCGCAACUCGCAUAUGCUUUUUACUCUUCAUAUAUAUCAGUAUCGAAUGGAGAAGAGCAGCAAAGGGGGAAUGUCCGGGGGACGCAGCCGCUUGCACCUCAUCGAUCUUGGGAGCUGUGAAAAAGUUCUGAGCAAAAGUCGUGAAGGAGGAAGUAAUCUAUGUCUGUCUCUGACUGCUCUUGGGAACGUUAUCCUGGCCUUGGUGAAUGGAGCAAAACACGUCCCGUACAGGGAUAGCAAACUAACCAUGCUGCUACGGGAGUCUCUGGGCAACAUCAACUGCAGAACUACAAUGAUCGCGCACAUCUCAGAUUCGCCAGAGAAUUACCUGGAGACCCUCACAACGGUUCAGAUAGCAUCGCGCAUCCAUCGCAUGAGAAAGAAGAAAUCCAAGUAUGCUUCCAGCUCAUCUGGUGGGGAGAGCUCUUGCGAAGAAGGCCGAGUCCGAAGACCCCCUCACAUGAGACCUUUCCACCCCAGGACUGUGGCCUUGGAUCCAGACUUUCCUACUCUAGGCUUCCAUAGUGAUCCAGAUUAUUCUUCCAGUAGUGAGCAGUCAUGUGACACAGUCAUCUAUGUUGGCCCCAACGGUGCAUCAUUAUCUGAUAGGGAACUGACAGACAAUGAGGGACCUCCAGAGUUUGUCCCUAUAAUUCCCUCGCUUCUCAAGAAAAGGAGUAAAGAAAAUGUGUCCAGUAUUAGAAAACCUGACCAUGAUCACUUUAAGUGCAAUACAUUUGCGGAGCUUCAGGAACGAUUAGAGUGCAUUGACGGCAGUGAGGAACCUGCACGGUUUGUCAUUGAAGAAGCCAGUGUGGUGGCCGUGCUCUCUACUAAAGUUAUGGACUGUGAGGGAAAUCAACCUUCUAUUCUACUGAAGGAUAAACCAUUACAGCCCACUGUUUGCAAAAGAACUAUUGUACCGGACUUAAUGUCCCCCCAAAAGGGACAAAAUGGGCAAGGUCUAAAUACUCCUAAUGAAAUUGUUUCUGCUUGUGAAAUGGGUGCUCCCCAAGCCAAGCACCCUCAGCAACAUGCCAAAGCUGAUAGUGCCAGGCUGGACUGUGUCUCAGAAGAAGAACGGCUGACAAUCAUGGAUUUACAGAAAUCUUCAGUGCCAAGUGUCUGCAGACCACAGUUAGCUACAGUUCCUUCAGUGAAGGAGAAAAGCCUCAUAUUGAAGCGAUCUCUACCCAGCCCAGCGCCACCACCGCCACAGUCCAGCUGCCAACAAUCAUGUAAGGGUAUAAGGACACCACCUGUGGGAAUGAGCCACAUGAGUAGUGAAGAGAAGCACAAUUUAUUGGGCCGCACGCUGCCUGUUACCUGUAGCACUCCUAAGCAGACCGGACCUUUAGGGAUACACAGGUUUCACUCUGCUAUUAAGGGAAAGUGUUUUGACCGUGAUAUAUUGACAACUACUGUCACUUUACAGCAACCAGUGGAACUAAAUGGAGAAGAUGAACUUGUAUUUACUGUUGUUGAGGAACUGUCCAUUGGCAGCGUCCUUGAGAAUGGCCGACCAUCCAGUAUUAUUAGCUUUAACAGUGACUGCUCUCUGCAGGCCUUGGCAUCUGGGUCUAGACCUGUGAGUAUUAUUAGCAGUAUUAAUGAUGAGUUUGAUGCUUACACCACCCAGUUGACUGCUACUGGUGUAAACAUUGAUAUUAUGGUCCCGCUGGCAGACAAACAAUGCACAAACAGCAGCAGACGCUCAUCACUUAGUUCCUGGCUUAGCGAAGUAAGCAUUUGCACACUAAAAAGUGACGGAGCACAGACUUAUGAAACUUUUGUUCCUCAUUGUUCUCAUAAAAACAAUGAGAUUGUAGAGAGUUUGAACCUUGAAUCAGCAAAUACUGCUCAGCUGGGGGAGAGCCUAAAACGUUCUUUGAAUGACAGUGGAUUCUGUUUUUCAGACCUGGAUAGUGAAAGUAUUAGCUCUUGUCCAUUAACUGCAAACAACGAUAGCCUCAAAUCGUCUGUGCAAACCAAAGCAUCUACAUGUGCAGAAACCGAGCCUAAAUCAGGCAGCGCUCGGGGGAACAUAUCAGUAGAAACCAUCCAUUCUAGUCUUCCUCGGAGAAAUAAGACUACCUCAAGCACAACUGAAAAUCAUGCAUUGAUUCACGCGGAAGACACACGUGAAAAUCCAUGGUUGAUAAGAAUGGAUAUCAAUAUGGAAAAGAAAACUGAAAAUCAAACUUUGUCUACAAAAUCUUCCAUUUUGGGCUCAGACAAUCAGUUGAAACAAAGCUCAAACGUUGCACAAGGUCCUAGCUUUGUGCCAAAAGCCAUGAAAUCGCACACUACACUCACGUGCUCGCCAAGAAUUGUUGAUGGAUGUGAAGUGGACCCUAAGUUAUCGCCCAGAAAGACUGAGAUGCUAACAAAAGUCCCCCAACUCAAAAGAGGGGCCACUACCCUAGGUGUUGUAUCAAACUACAGUCCAAAUUCCAGUUCCAUGAGUAAGGGGACAUCAAAUGUUGUUUUUUCUGCUGGAAGCUUAAAAUCAUCAGGGGGCAAUAAGAGUUUGCAGCAGAAAGCAAGUAUGCUGCCAAGGCCUGGUGGGACCAUACCUCCAGCCCCCCCUGUACGAAAAUCAAGUCUGGACCAGAAAUAUAUUCCUCUUCAGGUCAAUAGUAUGAGUAAGUCUGAUGGGCUGGAGUGGAAUGGGUCUGGCCUGUCAAAUUCAGAGGAAGAUACGGAAGCAAAAUGCAGCAUCAAAAUGGUUUUCAAAGGCGAUCACUCGUUGCCCAGAACCUCAUCAAGCUUAAAGACUAAGAGCAACAAAGCAGAACCUUUUCAGCAUUAUGGUAGCCAUGUGUCUCUUGAGAGAUGUGACAGCUUAAUAUCUCUGGGUUCUAGGACAAGUGGGGCUCGUGAUAACUGCAGCGUUAACAAGGGUGGGAGGUCAGUUCCGAGACUUGGGGUCCCAUCAGCCACUGUUACCUCACCAUCUUCCUGUGCCGCACCUUCCAAAACCAACCAAGCCAAAAGUUCACUGUCACAGAAAGCCUCAACGAGUUUAAACAAAAACCGCAGCUUAGCUGCAAAUGGUUCAAGGUCACUUAGUUCCUCUGUAAAGUCGUUAAAUCACUCUAACGCUAAGAACUCUGGGAUGCCACCCAGUGGGAAAUCAGGUUCACGAUCAAUACAGAGUGUCAACAGCAAACCUGCCAGGGGGACAAUUAUGGGGACUAAGCAUGCACUAAGAGCCGCUAACAACCGUGUGAAUGAGCUGGCCUCCGGGAGUGCUGGGAAAAUGAGCCAUUUCAGGAAAUCAGCAGACUCUGACAGUGGAAAUGACAGUGGAGUUAAUCUUAGUGAUGAAAAAUCACAAACCCCAGUGUUGCCGUCACCUUAUAGUAAAAUAACUGCGCCCAGACGCCCACAGAGAUACAGCAGUGGGCACGGUAGUGAUAACAGCAGUGUGUUAAGUGGGGAGCUACCUCCAGCCAUGGGAAGGACGGCCCUGUUUUAUCACUCAGGUGGUAGCAGUGGAUACGAGAGUAUGAUUCGUGACAGUGAAGCUACUGGGAGCGCAUCAUCUACGCACGACUCCAUGAGUGAGAGCGGGAUGUCCUCGUCUGGUCGCAUGAGAAGCUUGAAAUCGCCAAAGAAAAGAGGUGUGCAGCGCCGGAGGUUGAUACCGGCUCCUUUACCAGAAGCAGCGACUGGGACCGGCCAGUGGGUGGAUCUCCCACCCUUACCAGGAACCUUAAAAGAACCAUUUGAGAUAAAAGUGUAUGAGAUUGAUGACGUUGAGAGAUUGCAGAGGCACAGAGCAGAGGAGCUGGAGCCUUUCCAGGAUAUGGACAAGGGGCUUAUGUACUUUAACACCAAACUAAAGCUGCUUGAAAAACGCCAGCAACGGAUUCGAGAUGUGAAGGCAAAGCACGACUUGCUGAAAGCGGAGCUGGAGGAGACCAAGUGCAGGCUGAUGAUGGAUCCAGACAAGUGGCGAGGGCAGUUUGAGGUAGACACAGAUUUGGACAUGGAGUCGCAGGAAUACCUGGUUGCACUCGAGCGAGUGACUGACGAGCUGGAACUUUGUGUUAAUGUCUGUAAGGCUCAUGUGAUGAUGGUCACCUGCUUCGAUAUUGGAACAAUCGCUGAACAGAAAGACCGAGGACGUGAAGUGGAAGUCUGAGAAUGACGGGAAAGAGAAGCGGAUGUUGUAGAGAGACAUGUAAAUGGUUGUACCGUGCGUAAAACAUUUGUUAGAUGGAAUGCAAAAAGAAAAGUCCCAUAGAAUGUUAUUGGUUUGAAACUGAUACUGAACGAUAAUGUUUAUAAAUCAGCGUGGUGCCUCAGGACUAUAAAGAGAUACGAUAAUGUGCAAGCCCAAGUCAUGUGACCUUCUGUAGCGAAAUGCGUCGGUCUCAGGGCAGAAAUCACAGUCAUUAAAUACACAGAAAAAUCUUGUCAAGAUAACAAUGGAAGUGCCUUUUAUCAUAUAUUUCUUGUUUUUAUUUGGUGCUAAAAUCAAAGCCAGCAACCCAAGCAGAGCGCAAAAUGUAUUAUCAUGAAAUGUUUUCUACAGUGUAAAGACUAUGGAGCAGGAGCAAUAAUUUAUGUUUUCGUACCUGAAUUUGCCUUCUGAUUUCACAAAAUCCCUGUACAAGACUCCUAGCAUUUCUCUGGCUAAAUACUCUGGAUAUUUUGUAUGACCAUGUAUCAUAUUGAUGGUAAAUACGCCUUUGUCAUUAAUGUUUUCAUUUUUUUAUUGUUCCUUCCUCAGUGAUAAUUGUCUGACAUGUUUACAUAAGGUUUUCCCUUUUUUUCUAAAGACACUAAUCCAGCGCACUUUUAUUUACCUUGUGCCAGUUUUGUAAGGAAGGCAAAACCUCAGGUAACGCCGCACGUGCUGCACGUGACGCUGACUGCCAAACCCCUUGUGUGUCAUUUCAUAACAAUCAUAUUUUCUCACCAUUGUGUUUUUUAUAUGAGGUUUACAAGACCUAUGUAUAAAUGUAUAAAAUGUUACUUCAGCUUUUAUUUGUGAAUAAAAGAUACAUUUAUUGUUAA
This is a messenger RNA of Bombina bombina (fire-bellied toad), 6869 nucleotides long. It is a transcript of the gene KIF26A, whose product is annotated as kinesin family member 26A. The record is from RefSeq and is a predicted model, not a curated record. Gene Ontology annotation, molecular function: microtubule motor activity; ATP binding; microtubule binding. NCBI's taxonomy places the organism in Eukaryota, Metazoa, Chordata, Amphibia, Anura, Bombinatoridae. Gene Ontology annotation, biological process: microtubule-based movement.